UCCACUUCUAUCAGUGCUCUAUAUCAAAGUUUAGCCAUGGAGACUCUGUUUAGACGCGAAUCCUCUCAAUUUCUGGGCCCUGGUUCGGUUCCCAAAUCAUACGCACACAGCGUCAGCGGCGAGGCAGGGGGUGAAGGGACCAGGAUCGCUGUCUCCUACAGUGGCAGGGUCUCAGGCAGGUAUAACGAACAGUCCUUUGGGAAUGUUAAGGGACUGGUAGCCAUCGGGAGUGAGAAGGUCGCCAUGCAGCAACUGAAUGAGCGUCUGGCCAGCUACUUGGAGACCGUGAGAACUCUGGAGAAGGCCAACAGCAAGCUGGAGAUCAACAUAAGGGAGGCUCUCGAGAAAAGGGGCCCGUCGGAUGGGAAGGACUACAGCAAGUAUAAUGCUAUCAUUGGAGAUCUAAAAGUCAAGAUUUACGACAUGAUUAAGGGCAACGCACAACUUGCUAUUUCCCUUGACAACGCCAGCCUGGCCGCAGACGAUUUUAAGAUCAAGAUGCACUACGAGAUGUCCAUGCGUCAGGCCGUGGAAGCUGAUAUCGCAAGACUUCGUAAGCUACUGGAUGAUACCAACCUGAUACGUCUGCAUUUGGAGAGUGACAUCGAGUCACUAAAAGAAGAACUGAUUACCCUCAGGAAGACCCAUAAGAUGGAUGUUGCUGAAUUGCGUGCCCAGAUCACACAGGCCGGAGUCCAUGUGGAUGUUGAUGCCCCUAAAGGCCAAGACUUGGCCCGGAUCAUGAACGAGAUGAGGGCAAAGUAUGAGAAGAUCGUGUUGAAGAACCAGGAGGAAGCCAAAGCAUGGCACGAGUCCCAGAUGACAGAAGUGCAGGUCAAAGUAACUGAGAGUACCACAGCCCUAAAAGAGGCCACAACGGUCAUGUCUGAAACCAAGAGGAAGUAUCAGACAUUGGACAUUGAACUGCAGUCACAACGGAGCUUGUUGGCGUCCCUGAAGGCCACUCUAAGGGACGUAGAAAUGCGCUACAACGUGGAGAUGGAGAAGUACAACCUGAUACUCCUGAGGUUGCAAGAGCAGCUCACCGAACUACGUAAUGACAUUCUCAGAGACACAACAAAGUACCAGCACCUUCUCGACAUCAAAGUCAAACUGGAAGCUGAGAUCUUUGAAUACCGGAGGUUGUUGGAAGGAGAAGUCAACGUGAACAUUGACGUUGUGGACAAAAAGAAGACGGUCCAGACCCAAGUUCUGACAGUCACUCAGACUCUUGUGGACGGCAAAGUGGUGUCAGAGAGCAGGGAUGUCAAAUCCAGUCAACAAAAUGUUGUCUGAGUAAAAGCCCAAAGAAAGAAAUAUGGAAAUAAAA
Messenger RNA from Doryrhamphus excisus (bluestripe pipefish), 1330 nucleotides. RefSeq names its product keratin, type I cytoskeletal 18-like. The record is from RefSeq and is a predicted model, not a curated record. Gene Ontology annotation, cellular component: keratin filament; cytoskeleton. Gene Ontology annotation, biological process: intermediate filament cytoskeleton organization. Gene Ontology annotation, molecular function: structural molecule activity. NCBI's taxonomy places the organism in Eukaryota, Metazoa, Chordata, Actinopteri, Syngnathiformes, Syngnathidae.